Nematolebias whitei (Rio pearlfish) is the source of this 925-nucleotide messenger RNA. It is a transcript of the gene cldn15la, whose product is annotated as claudin 15-like a. Gene Ontology annotation, molecular function: structural molecule activity. Gene Ontology annotation, cellular component: bicellular tight junction; plasma membrane. The transcript has 5 exons. NCBI's taxonomy places the organism in Eukaryota, Metazoa, Chordata, Actinopteri, Cyprinodontiformes, Rivulidae. Bases 158 to 808 code for a protein of 216 amino acids. The record is from RefSeq and is a predicted model, not a curated record. Gene Ontology annotation, biological process: bicellular tight junction assembly; cell adhesion.
GCAGGCUCAGCUGAAGAGUCGAGACCAGAACCUUCAACCCGCUGAUCCUGACCUCAUCAGCCGAGGCGUCGCCGUAGAGGACUCUGAUAUUUGACACGUUUAGACGUUCGGUCGAUCUCAGCUGGACUUCACCUCCUUUGCUGUUUUCUAACGAACCAUGUCGACCGCUGUGGAGGCGACCGGGUUCAUGAUGGGCAUCAUCGCCUGGCUGAUCACUGGGACGGCGCUCGCCAACGACUACUGGAAGGUCUCCUCGGUGUCCGGCAGCGUCAUCAUCUCUCAGAGGCAGUUUGAGAACUUGUGGCACGCCUGCGCCGAGAACAGCGCCGGCAUCGCCGAGUGUCAGGACUUCAAGUCCAUGCUCGAUCUGCCCGCCCACGUGCAGGCGGGCCGCGCCCUCAUGAUCAUCUCUCUGCUGCUCGGCCUCGCCUGCAUGAUCGUCUCGAUGUUCGGACUCAAAUGCAUCAAGAUCGGCUCGGCCACCGACGAGUCCAAGGCCAAGAUGGCCGUCGCCGGAGGAAUCCUCAGCAUCCUGGCCGGUCUGUGCUGCAUCUUAGCCUGCUCCUGGUACGGGGUCCAGGUGGUCCAGGAGUUCUACAACCCGGCCUUCGGAGGCGUGAGGUUCGAGCUGGGUACAGGUCUCUACAUGGGCUGGGGGGGCGGGUCCCUGUCUGUCCUGGGCGGGGCCAUGCUCUGCAGCGCCUGCAAGAGAGCGACCCCUGCUGGCAAGAAAGGAAACUACCCUGCAAAGAAGGUCUACACCGCCACGGCCCGAUCCGAUCCCGGAACAGGCAGAGCCUACGUCUGAACAUGCACAUGCACGUGCACACACACACACAAACAUGCACACACACAUGCACACACACACUAUUUUUCAGUCUCUGGAGGUUUUGAGGGGAAAUCUUUUGUCGUGAUUCUUUGAAAA